This is a messenger RNA of Ziziphus jujuba (common jujube), 1031 nucleotides long. Its product is annotated as 23 kDa jasmonate-induced protein-like. The record is from RefSeq and is a predicted model, not a curated record. The transcript has 2 exons. NCBI's taxonomy places the organism in Eukaryota, Viridiplantae, Streptophyta, Magnoliopsida, Rosales, Rhamnaceae. Bases 68 to 712 code for a protein of 214 amino acids.
AAGGUGCUUCCUCACAAGCCAUUGAACAUAUCAGCUAAUUGCUUUACCAGUUUGAUAAAAUUAAAUUAUGGCAGGCAACGUAUUUGGAAACCCCGUGACCGACGAGCUUGUGCAAGAACUUUAUCCAGGCCAGAAAGUAACUCGCAAACUCAAAGCUCAAGUGGCUUUCCAAUACAUCAACGCCGGUGGUAAAGAUGUGGAUGCUAAAAACUUUGUCUAUGGCCUUAAGGAACAGUAUGGCAAUGGAAUCUCCGCAAAGUGCAUGAUUUACAAUGCCACCGGAGACACUUUAACAUAUUCCGGCAAAAAAGACUGGCAUGGCCAUAUCUAUGAAUCUCCAUACCCUGCCAAGAUUCAAAAUGGGCAGUGGGGUGCUUUUCUCCAUGUCCACCCUUCUUGGUUUGCCGGUUCGGAAUCCGCCAUCGUCUACCGCGGCUACAACGAUAACGAUGUCGUCUGUGACUGGAUGCUCUCUUGGGGCAUUCCUUAUAUUGGUGAUAAUCAUGCUUAUACUGAAAUUCGUGAAGGUCACCAUUAUGAAACUGAUCAUUGGGACUAUAUUAAAGGUUUGUUGGAAAGUCAAUCUACUCGGCAUGAGGAUACUUGGAAUGGAUGUCAUUCGAAUGUGACAAUUGGUGAAGGCACUUCUCCUGAAUUUGUGGGAAUAAUGACCUUGGAGGGUGUCACUACUAAGAAAAAGUCCCUUAAAUAAAUGGAUAAUCUUAAUUUGCCAAAAUUAAGUACUAUUUUAUGUACGUGUAAGAAUAAGAUCGCCGCAAAUAUGCUAGUGCAAGGCACGCAGUAUUUAUGAUAUAUUUGUCACUGUGUUAUGUAGUUUCUUUGUCGACGAAAACCAAAAAGACAAAAAAAAAAAAAAAAAAAAAAAAAAGGUGUGCUUGUACUUUUCUUUUUGUUUUUUUUUUUGGGAAGAAUUAUGUUGUACUUUAUCAAGUGGAUGAUUUCCACUCCAAUAAGAUUAAUGUUUGCCUUACCAAAAAAAUAAACCUGAUAAGGUUAAUGCUUCGUGCCUA